GUAUGCAGUAUUUUCAUCAAAGCGGGACGCACUGGGACAAGGGGAAUAUUGGUGUUCCAUCAAACUAAAAUCAACAGUGAAGACACUGACUACAAAAAGAAGAAAGUUUUUGAGAUCGGUUCUUGCACGACUCAGCCCUUUGAUGGGAUGUGAAUUGAAUUACCCUCCUGGAGUCUGUGUUGAUAUUGUACUUAUCCUCAUAGGGAGCUUGGACAAAACCUCCAGUAAAGCUGUUAACACUGAUGAGAGAUCUUGUAUGCCAAGAUUGCCUGUAUUUGAACAGACCACAUCAUGCGUGAGUACAAGCUAGUGGUCCUGGGUUCAGGAGGCGUGGGAAAGUCUGCUUUGACCGUACAGUUUGUUCAGGGAAUUUUUGUUGAAAAAUAUGACCCCACAAUAGAAGACUCAUAUAGAAAGCAAGUGGAAGUAGACUGCCAACAGUGUAUGCUUGAAAUCCUCGAUACAGCAGGGACAGAGCAAUUUACAGCAAUGAGGGAUCUCUACAUGAAGAAUGGUCAAGGGUUUGCACUAGUAUAUUCUAUUACAGCACAGUCCACGUUUAAUGACUUACAGGACUUGAGGGAACAGAUUUUACGGGUUAAGGACACUGAAGACGUUCCAAUGAUUCUGGUUGGCAAUAAAUGUGACCUGGAAGAUGAACGCGUAGUCGGCAAAGAACAGGGUCAGAACUUAGCAAGACAGUGGUGUAACUGUGCCUUUCUAGAAUCGUCUGCGAAGUCUAAAAUCAACGUUAAUGAGAUCUUUUAUGACCUGGUCAGACAGAUAAAUAGAAAAACACCAGUGGAAAAGAAGAAGCCUAAAAAGAAGUCAUGUCUGCUGCUUUAGACCCAGAUCAUGUAGCAGCUCUGAGCCAGAUUGCAGGAAUGAAGAACUGUUGCCUGAUUGGAAAGUGCCAGCAUUCCAGAUUUCAAAAAAUGACAACAACAUAUCUGAAGAGGCUUCUCCUGUUUUUAUAUAUUAUGUGAAGAAUUUAGAUCUUAUAAUGGUUUGCACAAGAUCCCUGGAAAAAAGAAAUUGCUCUGUGUAUAUCUCUUGGAAAUUAAAACAUUAGUAUUUCUCCUUUGCAAUAGCGGUUAACAGAUGUGAAAAUAAAUAUAAUUGACUCUAGUGUAUAAUUAUACAAAAGAGCAUGGGUGCAUUUCAAAUGUUAGAUAUUGCUACUAUAAUUAAAAUUAUUUCAUAUUGACCUUUUUAUCAUAAUUCUUCCCCAUCAGGCACUAAAAAUGUUGAACCAUUAUACUUUAUAUCUAUAACUACAUAGAUAUGUACUAUACAAAAUUUCCCAUGUGUUAUCAGAAAUUUCCCUUUGAACUCACUGCAACAAAUAACUUUUUGAGUCAUUGACUUUAUUUUAUAUUUAAAAGUUACGGAAUAUUAUUUUCUGCCAUUAUAUUCUAAUUAAAAAUAUUUGUGCAUAAUGCUUUGGAAAAAUGGGUCUUUUAUAGGAAAAAAACCUGGGAUAACUGAUUUCUAUGGCUUUCAAAGCAAAAAUAUAUAAUAUACUAAACCAACUCUAAUAUUGCUUUUGUGUUUUACUGUCACAGAUUAAAUUACAGCUUUUAUGAAUGAUUAAAUUUUAGUACAUUUUAA
This is a messenger RNA of Pelodiscus sinensis (Chinese soft-shelled turtle), 1611 nucleotides long. The record is from RefSeq and is a predicted model, not a curated record. Lineage: Eukaryota; Metazoa; Chordata; Testudines; Trionychidae.